Molecule: messenger RNA, 159 nt
Organism: Xyrichtys novacula (pearly razorfish)
Lineage: Eukaryota; Metazoa; Chordata; Actinopteri; Labriformes; Labridae
Source: the annotation of a GenBank genome assembly
AUUGUCAUAAUGGUGGCUGGGAUUCUGGCCAGAGUGGACAGGAAGCAAUCAAGCGAGCAAGCAAGGAAGGAAGUAAGGAGGUCAGCGGCAGCAGAAGUGCCAGAAGGAAGAGUCAUGCACGGCAGCGCUGGAAUACCAACCUGUACACCUCCUCCGGUG